CUUGCUUGUGUGACCCGGUGUCUGAUCGCAAGAUCUUCCUGAUCGAUGACGUCUUUUUUUUGGGGAACGGGACCUCGGUGAUCAGCUCGGGUUCAACGAAAUAAUCAGUCGCGUAUAUAGAAGUGUCGGUCCUUUCAUCCCUUUGGGGCCCGCCCGUCUUCGUGUCUCCUUGCAGCGACAGACCACUAGAGCAGUCAACGCUCGCUGUUCUUCUUCUGCUGAAUUCAGUCGCAGCUGCUGUUUUCUUGAUCACUAUGACAUUCCUCGGCUUACAUCCGGGAACAGUAUCCCGUCUUGGCGGAGUUGUGGGAUUUGCAUUCGGCUUUCAAGCACUGUUCGCCGCUCAUGCCAUUCCGAACAAGACCGAGAAGUAUUUUGACCUUGCUGGGUCACUCGGUUUCAUCACCACGGCCCUGUUCUCAUUUUAUUACCCCACGGUUCGGACUGCCUAUUCUGCCGGAAGACUCUCAUUGGCGACUUUCCACCCUAGAUCUCAUCACCCUCGACAGAUUCUGAUCACUGCUUUGUAUCUGCUUUGGGCCGGAAGACUCGGUUCGUUCCUCUUCCAAAGGAUCAAAAAGAGUGGUAAGGAUAGUCGGUUUGACGAGAUCAAGCAGAGUCCCGCUGCCUUUUCUGGCGCAUGGCUCGGUCAAGCCGCAUGGGUCUCCGCAGUGACUUUACCAGCUAUCCUCGUCAACUUGCUUCCUGCCGCACAACCCGCUUUGGGAAUCCGAGACUUGAUCGGUGCCGGUAUUUGGAUGAGCGGCAUUGGGUUCGAGAUCAUUGCGGAUCGACAGAAAUCAGCUUGGAGACAAGACAAGAACGACAAGAAACACGAUGAGCAAUUCAUCAGUUCCGGUUUGUGGUCACUUUCCAGACAUCCAAAUUACGUCGGCGAAGCUUUCCUGCAAGCUGGACCUCCCCUCAUGGCCUUGACGGUCUUGCCACCUACGCCGGGUCGAUACCUUGUCUGGGUAUCACCCAUCUUCACUUAUCUCUUGUUGAGGUAUGGAUCUGGUGUACCGCCCUUGGAGAAGAGUGGAGAGAAGAAGUGGGGUAAGGACCCUGCUUAUAGAAAGUAUGUCGAGGAUACGUCCGUCAUGUUCCCUUGGCCAGGUGGUCUAGGCAAAGGCAAGGCGGCGUAGAUUAAAGAUGAGACGGACCAGAAGAUAGAGAGGGAGCUGAACGUCGCACCGUGUGCACGUCAUACAGGAUCACGGCCGUCUUUUGUGAUUACGCUUUUUCCAACUCAAACG
Messenger RNA from Kockovaella imperatae, 1256 nucleotides. RefSeq lists its product as hypothetical. Lineage: Eukaryota; Fungi; Basidiomycota; Tremellomycetes; Tremellales; Cuniculitremaceae. The coding region runs from base 255 to 1145 and encodes 296 amino acids. Gene Ontology annotation, cellular component: membrane. The record is from RefSeq and is a predicted model, not a curated record. The transcript has 6 exons.